ACCAGAGAGAAGCGAAAGCCAAAACCGCAGAGAGAGAGAGAGAGAGCGAAAAUGUCGUGGCAAACUUACGUUGAUGAUCACCUGAUGUGCGACAUCGACGGCCACCACCUCGCCUCCGCGGCCAUCGUCGGCCACGACGGAAGCGUGUGGGCGCAGAGCUCCGCAUUCCCUCAGUUCAAGCCGGGAGAGAUUGCCGCCAUCAUGAAAGAUUUUGAUGAGCCUGGCUCGCUUGCACCGACUGGGCUGCACCUUGCUGGCACAAAAUACAUGGUUAUCCAGGGAGAGCCUGGAGCUGUCAUUCGUGGAAAGAAGGGUUCCGGUGGCAUUACCGUGAAAAAGACCGGCCAAGCUCUGAUCUUUGGAAUUUACGAGGAACCUUUGACACCAGGACAGUGCAACAUGGUUGUUGAGAGGAUGGGAGAUUACCUGGUCGAUCAGGGCCUGUAAAUCUCUGCGCCAAAGCUUGUACUUCUUUUUCAGAUUUCGACUCAACUUUGAGGCUUGCUUCUUCUUCCUUUCUCAGCUGAGACGGAGCAGAGUCAAUUGGAAUAACCAUGUCAGGACCAGAACAGUCUUUAAUGUUCAAGUCGUCCAUGCUUUUUUCUUUAUCUAUUUAUAUCUGGUUGAUCAAUUCUUGUAGUCAUGGCCCGAGUUUGGUUUUUUCUAAAUGAUUUUGAGAAUCUAUAUUAUGAUAUGAUAUGACAGCAAUUUGUCCAGAGUUUCUGAAA
Rhodamnia argentea is the source of this 728-nucleotide messenger RNA. Its product is annotated as profilin-3. Gene Ontology annotation, cellular component: cell cortex. Lineage: Eukaryota; Viridiplantae; Streptophyta; Magnoliopsida; Myrtales; Myrtaceae. The transcript is spliced from 3 exons. The record is from RefSeq and is a predicted model, not a curated record. The coding region runs from base 52 to 447 and encodes 131 amino acids. Gene Ontology annotation, molecular function: actin monomer binding.